Molecule: messenger RNA, 2581 nt
Organism: Pogoniulus pusillus (Red-fronted tinkerbird)
Lineage: Eukaryota; Metazoa; Chordata; Aves; Piciformes; Lybiidae
Gene: SH3BP5
Product: SH3 domain binding protein 5
Exons: 9
Coding region: 103-1374 (423 amino acids)
Biological process (GO): intracellular signal transduction; negative regulation of protein tyrosine kinase activity
Cellular component (GO): cytoplasm
Molecular function (GO): protein kinase inhibitor activity
Source: RefSeq, a predicted model, not a curated record
GGAGGGGCCGGCAGCGGCAGGCGGUGGUGGAGCGGGAGGCAGCGGCCGGGGACAGCGGCGGCAGCGCUAGCGGCAGCGCUGGCAGCAGCCUCCGCCGCCGCCAUGGAGCCGGGCGCCAGGCGCGGGCGCGCCGCCGAGGAGGGCCCACGGCCCGAGGAGGAGGAGGUGGACCCCCGCAUCCAGGGGGAGCUGGAGAAAUUAAAUCAAUCUACAGAUGCUAUCAAUCGGAGGGAGACAGAACUGGAGGAUGCCCGCCAGAAGUUCCGCUCCGUGCUGGUUGAAGCGACAGUGAAACUGGAUGAACUGGUCAAGAAGAUUGGAAAAGCUGUGGAAGACUCCAAACCUUACUGGGAAGCACGGAGGGUGGCCAGGCAGGCCCAGCUGGAAGCUCAGAGGGCGACUCAGGACUUCCAGAGGGCCACUGAGGUGCUGCGUGCUGCCAAGGAGACCAUUUCCCUCGCCGAGCAGCGGCUGCUGGAGGACGACAAGCGCCAGUUCGACUCUGCCUGGCAGGAGAUGCUCAACCACGCCACUCAGAGGGUGAUGGAGGCAGAGCAGACCAAGACAAGAAGUGAGCUGGUUCACAAGGAGACAGCAGCCAAGUACAAUGCUGCCAUGGGCAGGAUGAAGCAGCUGGAGAAGAAGCUGAAAAGAGCCAUCAAUAAAUCCAAACCUUACUUUGAACUGAAGGCCAAGUAUUAUGUCCAGCUAGAGCAACUGAAGAAAACAGUGGAUGACCUGCAGGCAAAGCUGGCCCUGGCCAAGGGGGAGUACAAGACUGCCCUGAAAAACCUGGAGAUGAUCUCGGACGAGAUCCACGAGAGGAGACGCUCUGCUGCCAUGGGGCCGCGGGGCUGCGGCGUGGGGGCUGAGGGGAGCAGCACCCCUGUGGAAGACCUGGCAGUGAGCAAGCCAGAGUCAGACACCAUCUCCAUAGCCUCGGAGGUGUUCGAGGAUGACAACGGCAGCAGCCUGGUGUCCGAGGAGGACUCGGAGACUCAGUCGCUGUCCAGCUUCAGCUCUGGCCCCACCAGCCCCUGCGAGGUGCCCGCUCCGUUCCCUCCUGCCGCCCGACCUGGCAGCCUGGAGCUGCCCAGCCCCGUGUCCCUCUCCGAGUUCGGGGCCAUCUUCCCGGCGCUGGGGCCCCGCAGCGAGUGCAGCGGAGCCUCCUCCCCGGAGUGCGAGGCCGAGCGAGGGGACAGGGCAGAAGGGGCUGAGAACAAGGCGAGCGACAGAGCGAGCAGGAGCAGGAGCGGGCGCAGCGGCUCGGCGGAAGGGCUGGCGCUGGAGGGCAGGAUGAAGCAGCUCUCCCUGCAGUGCAUGAAGAUCAAAGAGGGCAUCUGCGCCGGCAGGAAGGCUGCCCAGAUCGGCUGAGGCUGCCUCCUGCCCUGUGCUGGUGACUGGCAGCCUAAGUGUUUGUGGAGGACCUUCUGGGUGUUAGAAGAAGCCUGUGCCAACGCCAGAUGAUGCCAAACCUUAAGCGUUUCCUCUCGGAGUCUGAAGCUGCACUAAGGCGUCCGCUUGCGGGGGGGGUGCCGAAGGCUUGGUUCGGUGCCGCCUCUGCAGGCUGGGCGAGCUCCCCGGUGUGAAGCUGUGCCCAUAGUUGUCAGACUUUGUACAUUGUUUUGUAGCAGCCCGGCUGAAGCAAUAAGCAGUCACGGCCCCGCGUCAGUGGAUGCCUGCAGGGGGGCUGCAAGCCAAGCCAGACGUUCGGCUUGGGGGUCGUAGGCUGGACGGGUCUGUAGAUAGCUGUGAUCUCUGGAGUGUUAGGUGGCAUAGUCUUUGAACACCUGUGUUUGUCUGUGUUACACUGAGCUAGGAAAGCUGUUGCAUGCCUGGGGUCUGACAGCCUUCACUUCCUCCUCGGUGCUCACAGAGAGGGGGGAGAGGAGGCACAUCUGUAAGAACUGGGGGGGAGAGACAGACUGAGGAGAUGGGAACGCUCAGGGGGCUGGGCCCUUCCCAGCCACCUGCCCGAGUCUGCCUGGGACACCAAGAGUGAUUCCAGUCAUGAAAAAAGAGUUGGUUGGUUGACCCUGGCCCAAGAGGUGAAGUAUUCCUCUCCAGCACUUUGUUUUUGCUCGCUGUCGGGAGCCAUUGGUGUGUUGAGGGCAGCUCUGCCCAGGGCUCUGCCCUGCCCUCUGCAUGAACAAAAGGGAGUGCCAGCACAGCUGCCUGUGUUCUUGAGCUUCUCUGUCAGUUGUGCUGUGUGGGGGCUGUGACAGGGACUGGGGAUUUUUCUGUGCCCUGCAGGGAGUGUUGCAGAGAAACCCAGAGAGGGCUCGGGCAUGUUGUGCUGGCAGCAGUAGUAGUGUCUGGUAGUUAUGUUACUCAGUGGUAGUAAAAAAUCCUAGGACUGGUUGGUUUUAUGGUGGCUCAGUGUUUCUGAGAGCUCCCUUUUACCUGAGCUCUCAGUUUCUAUUGCUCAUUGGAUGGGAUUUUUAGUAUUGCCCCCCCAGGUCUUUUCUAUUCUGUUUUUGCAGUCCUGUUGUAGUCCCUCCCUGCCACGGCUGUGUAUCUCCCCUCAGAGGCCAUGUAAACCUCUUCACACUACAGUAAACACUUCUGGUUUCCACCUUUC